Lachnellula hyalina is the source of this 4818-nucleotide messenger RNA. It is a transcript of the gene SWR1, whose product is annotated as Helicase. Gene Ontology annotation, molecular function: ATP-dependent chromatin remodeler activity; ATP hydrolysis activity; histone binding. The transcript has 2 exons. NCBI's taxonomy places the organism in Eukaryota, Fungi, Ascomycota, Leotiomycetes, Helotiales, Lachnaceae. The coding region runs from base 1 to 4818 and encodes 1605 amino acids. Gene Ontology annotation, cellular component: Swr1 complex. The record is from RefSeq and is a predicted model, not a curated record.
AUGACACGGAGCGCGUCAGAUGCGCAAGAAAGUCAACCAAAUUUCAACAUACCUCCAAACGAAAUUGAAGUCCCGUACACAAAUGAUCACCACACCGAGAAGGCUGAAGAGGAGGGUCCGCCAACUAAGAAGCGUCGAGUCAGCGAGACCACCCCGAAUCCACGCAAGAAAAUCGAGUCCCCUCCUUGGAAGACAGUCGUAGCAGAAGGCCCCACCUCCUUCACUCAGGAUGGAAAGAGAAAAUCGGGCAGAGUAAAUGUGAUACCCCUCGAGCUACAGCCACCAUCCGAUAAACGUCAGACGCGAGGCGCUCAGAAAACACACUCUACACAAGGUAAACACGCAAACACAAAUGGAUCGCCUCCAGCUCGAGAUGCACCGUCCUCUUCAACCAAAGGGUCCAAGAAGCCAGUUCCUAGCACCGCCUCAUUGCAAAAGUCACCGUCAAAGUCUGCAGGCUCCCCAAAACGAUCCCAUCGAAAGUCCAUGCCCAGUGAACAAAUAGCAACACCAGUCCGAUCACACAAGAAGUCCUCAACACCGAAAAUUCCACACUCUGCCCCGGUACAAACUCGUCCAGACAAGAAGCGACGUUCAGGACGAGUUGGUGAGAUAACCCAAGACGAAGAAGCUAGACCCAGUCUACAGAAACUAGAAGCUCCAUCUGGCGCGAGCCCCAAGACGACCCUUCCGAAAAUCAAACUUCGAGUCAAACCCGCAUCUUUGCCCUUGACACAUCAUGAUUUAGUCCCGAAGAAGGCAAAGCUGUUUCCGACCUUAGAAGAGUACUUGGACUUAGCAAAAGAUAUAAAUAUUGCUAAAGGGGGACUCUGGAGUGUUGAAGAUGGACCGAAAUAUACAGAUGAAUCGGUUAAGCAAGAUGCCCGGAUUCUCUUACGGAUAGAGGAAGCUUGUAAACCAGGAGGCGUGCUGAGCCCCGAGACUUGUUCAGUUUUCGAGCCACCAGAACCGGAUCAUAUUCCUCAGCAAUACGGACAUCAGGAUCACUUGAAUAAAGCCGCUCUAGAGUUUCGAAGGUUGAUGCUCAUAGAGCAAAGGAAGCAUCGAGCGACAGCCAAGCGACUUGCGGAAGCAUGUAGAGAUGAAUGGUAUCGGAGACAGCCCAAGUCACUAGAGCAGCUGGAGGCCGAGGAAGCAAAGUCCACUGAAUAUCGAUACAGAACUUUGAUUAAAAGUCUCCAAGCUACAUGGGCGAAUGUACGAGCGGAAGUCAAUCGUAGACGGGUAGUGGAAUGGGAGGCACAGGAGCAAGCUCGAGUCCGUAAAGCGCUGAAUGAAGCUGUAGACCUAUCCACACAAAAAUUACAGGCCCGCACAGCUCGCCCGGACUCGGAGAUAUUCACAGACGAGGAGAACAGUGAGGAUGAAAGUGGUGCUUCUGAUGGAGAAGAAAAUCAAGGCCCUCAGUCCGGAUCCCGGUCCGAUGAUGGAGAAAGUAACAUGUCCUCAAGCGAAUCAGAGGCGGAGGAGGAGCAGAUAUCGCCAGACGCGGUCGAGGAUGAGCAUUUGACACAGGAGCAACUUCAAGAGAAAUAUUCCGGUUUACCAACUAUACCUCAGGUGGACGAUGAAGAGAUGUCUGAUGCCCCCAGAUCCGACACAGGUCAAGGACCGGAUUUGGAAAACACAUGCAGCGACAGCGAUGAAUCGAUCGAUAUGGACGAUGAUAUGGGCUCCAGCGAUGAAGAACGUGAUAGCGAAAAUGGAGAAGAGGAAGAAAGUGAGGACGAGGAGGACGAAGAUGGUGGAUCAAGUAGCCUACUCGGCUUCCUCGCUCCUUCAGAUGUGAAGUCAUUGGAGCUGGAUUCUGCGAAACCAGAUUUAGAGUCUGUUACUGGCAACGCAGACAUCGAAGAAGAUGAGAGGUCUCUCGUACCGGAUGCCGUUCAUCAAGAGCCUUUGGAAGAGGGUGUCGUAGGCGAGAUCGAACCGAGCGCCGCAAAUAACAGUACGGAAGAGUUAGAAAUUGUCAAGCAGGCACCCGAAGGGACGUCGACAAGCCCUGACCGUAGUAGUCAACCAACUCCGAGAACCACGGAAACAAGACCCUCUGAAAUGGAUUCGGCAUCUUCAGUCGAGCUUCAUCAUAACAGUGGCCAAAUCACUCAGAGUAGUACACCACAGCCCGGCUCCAACUUUAAGACCCCAGUGCCUUUCCUUCUGAGGGGCACUCUCAGAGAAUAUCAGCAUCAUGGUUUAGAUUGGCUUGCGGGCCUUUAUGCAAACAACACCAAUGGUAUCUUGGCUGAUGAGAUGGGUUUAGGCAAGACAAUACAAACCAUCGCUCUCCUAGCCCAUCUUGCUUGCGAGCAUGAAGUUUGGGGCCCUCACCUUGUCAUUGUUCCAACAAGUGUUAUACUCAAUUGGGAAAUGGAGUUUAAGAAAUGGUGCCCCGGAUUCAAAAUCUUAACUUACUAUGGCAGCCAAGAGGAGCGCAAGCGAAAGCGGCUCGGGUGGAAAACCGAAGACAAGUGGAAUGUUUGCAUUACCUCUUACCAGAUCGUUCUUCGAGACGUUCAAGUAUUCAAGCGUCGGCGCUGGCAUUAUAUGAUUCUCGACGAAGCACAUAAUAUCAAAAACUUCCAGUCACAGCGGUGGCAAGCCAUGUUGACAUUCAACACUCGAGCAAGACUCCUCCUGACUGGAACUCCACUCCAGAACAAUCUCACGGAACUCUGGUCCUUGCUCUACUUCUUGAUGCCCGCAACUGCAAAUGGCACGGAUACGCAACAGAACAUAAGCGGGUUUGCGAACUUGAGAGAAUUUCAAGAGUGGUUCAAAAAGCCAUCCGAACAAAUUCUUGAGCACGGCCGAGAUCAAAUGGAUUCGGAGUCCAAGGGAAUCAUCAGCAAACUUCACCAAGUUCUCCGUCCAUACUUGUUAAGGAGACUGAAGGCAGACGUUGAAAAGCAGAUGCCUGCAAAGUAUGAACACGUAGAGUUUUGUCGUCUUUCUAAGAGACAACGAGAGUUGUACGACAGCUUCUUGAGUCGAGAGGAUACUCGAGGCACUCUGGCUUCUGGCAAUUACCUGUCCAUCAUCAACUGCUUGAUGCAACUGAGAAAAGUAUGCAAUCAUCCGGACCUUUUCCUAGAUCGGCCAAUUAUGACCUCGUUCCCCAUGGAAAAAUCAGCUAUCGCAGACUUUGAGAUUAAGGAGCUCCUUGUACGUAGGCGUCUUCUCAAAGAAGAUCCGAUGAGUAAGGCAAGCUUGGAAUUUCUGAACCUAGUUCCGACAAAGCACGAGCGUUUCUCUGGUGCUGUUACUGCACGAAGUGCUAUGCUUACUGCUCAAGGCAUGUUGAUGGAAAUGCGCGAAAGCCAGCGACACAGAGCCCAGAACGCCCUCACAAAUCUUGACCCGUCUACCGCUAAAUCAAACUUGGUAUAUCUGGAAAGUGCUUCGAGAUGGGGCCGGUUUGAAGAGCUUCAGCAUUGUGUCUAUCUCAAUGCUCUACGUCGACAACAGAAACCUAUUUACGGAAAACAAAUGAUGGAACUGCUCACAAUCGGCGUCAACGAACGACCUUUACAGCCUAAGCCUAAGCGUCGCAACCAGAUGCUAACAUGGCUGGAAAACAAAUCGCCUACCCUGUCCUCCAUGGUGCCAAGUCUCUCCCUGCGAUCCGAAGAAUUAGAUGCUAUUAUCCGAAAAUUUGCCUGUGUAACUCCUCCAGUUGUUGCCAGGGACAUGACCCCACUAGCCCUUACACGCCGAGGAGUCAACACUGUCCAAACAGUUGUAGAUAGUUCCACAAAAGAUCCGUUCCACGAGGCACGAAUGCGACUUUCCAUUCAGUUCCCGGAUAAGCGGCUGUUGCAAUACGAUUGUGGCAAGUUACAGACGCUGGCAAAACUACUUCGCAAGCUUCAAGCUGGGGGUCAUCGUGCACUUAUCUUCACCCAGAUGACCAAGGUCUUGGACAUUCUGGAGCAGUUCCUCAAUAUUCACGGACAUAAGUACCUUCGUCUAGACGGCAGCACCAAGAUUGAGCAGCGCCAGAUUCUCACAGAUCGCUUCAAUAACGAUACUCGUAUUUUAGCCUUCAUUCUUUCCAGUCGAUCUGGCGGUCUAGGUAUCAAUUUGACGGGCGCCGACACUGUUAUCUUCUAUGAUCUCGACUGGAAUCCGGCUAUGGAUAAGCAAUGCCAGGAUAGAUGCCAUCGUAUUGGUCAAACUCGGGACGUUCAUAUCUACCGUCUAGUCUCAGAACACACAAUUGAAGCAAACAUUUUGCGCAAGGCUAAUCAAAAACGAAUGCUUGACGAUGUUGUUAUUCAGGAGGGAGAUUUUACGACAGAUUACUUCAACAAGAUGUCCGUACAGGAUGUUCUCGGCGAAGAAUCUUCUCUCCUAGAUGGCGACGCGGCAGCCAGCGCUGCCAUGGACCGAGUCUUAGGCGGGCCAGAUAAUAGCAAAGAUGUCCAGCGAGUAUUGGCGCAAGUAGAAGAUCGAGAGGAUGUCGUGGCUGCUAAAGUAGCUGAGCACGAGGUGCAAGAGACGGACGCCGCCGAUUUCGAUGAGAACGCUAUUACUACGGCAUCUGCAACACCAGCAGCCGCAGGGACGCCUCGUGAUGAUACCGAAGCACCUGGCGCUGAUGAGACACCUGUGGUUGAUGAUGAGAUGGUGUUGGACGAUGAAGAAGAGCUCAAUGCCUGGGGUGAAAGGGUUGAGUCUGCUGAUGAUUACAUGCUAAAGUUCAUGACGAUGGAGCUUAAGGACACUCCAGUGGAAAUUCCGAAAGACCGGAAGAAAGGAAGGGACAAGAGUCACCGCUCUCAUAGAGCAAGGUAG